UCUUUUAAGGACACUAAAAGCAGAGUUCAACUUGGACACUUAUAGCAGAGUUCAUUAAGAACACGUACGGUAGAAUUCAACAUGAACAUUUACAGCAGACUUUAACAAGAACACUUACAGCAGUGUUCAAAAUGAAGCAUUAAAGCAGAGUUCAACAAGAACACUUACAGCAGAGUUCAGCAUGGACAGUUACCUUAAAAUCACUGCACUUCCUCCGAAUAUGAAUUGGUGGAUUCGUUAGAGAAUCAUAUAUAUUAUGAAAUGUUCUGGUCAACUUGUGUCAGCCUUGCUUCAUUCAUCAGAGUGAAGUUUGACAAGGUAUUUGAAAAUGAAUGAAAAUGACUGAUGUUAUCAAGGUUUCUUUCCAUCUAGGAUCGAUGCUCUCUUGGGAGAUGCAGCGGCAGUAGCUGGCGGGCGUAGGACAGCAGCAUCCACUCUCUUCGACAGUUAUAUCAGAGUAGGUGGUGCAAGCGUCCCAUUGAUGGUGAAAAUAUGCGUUACUCUCUAUCUUUCCUAAGUAUUUUGGAAGGAAACGUCUGUUUAAUACUGUUUACACCAUUUAAAAGGAAUGGGGCACUGCUUUUGAGUGGAGCGUAUCGUACCGCCCUCUGGCUCCCGUAAAGCCAGGCGUGACCCAAGUUCCACUCUGGCCUCAGUUGUGCUUGGGAGUCGGUGAGGUAGAGUAAGCUGGCUUUCUUUUUCCCUCAUAGUGCAAUGACUCGCCCAUCUCCCCUGCUAAAGGGGGACAGAAAGUCGGCAAGGAACUAUGUCAGUACCUCCAUCGACACAUCGGGAGAGAAAAUCGGCAACAUUGGGCCUUCCGUCGUUCGUUAAUUUAGAAAAUUCAUAGUACAAUACAUCUUUAAUAAUGGAACCCAAAUGUGAAUAAGAAGAGAACCAAACAGAUUAUACGAAUGUCACUGUGUCCUGAGAAUGAUUUACACUCGAAUAAGUAAUCAAAGCCUGAAAUUUUGUUUGUUAACAAUUUGAAAAAAGUGGGGUUUGAACAGAUUAUCAGUCAGAAAAUAUGAAGAGGAUCAUUUGGCAGGAUCUGAGGGGCCGUAGUGGUCCCAUGUGGUAGACCGCUCCCCCCUACCUUCCCCCCCCCCCCCAACACCACCCACCACCUCCCCUUGCUCUUUCUCCUCGCCCUCCAGGGGAAAAAAUCGAACCCCCCUGUGUUUGUCUGCCUCUCAGGACUCUGGGGAGCAUCAGCGCCAGCAGGCGAGGUGUCAAGAAGGGAAUAUUGAGAUCAGCAUAAGCCACCACUAUAAACUACCAUUUUCAACGCGCAGAAAAACAAAAAUCCUCAACUCAUUUCACCACAAAAAUUACUCCCAGCAACACUGUUUUCGUGUCCGACCAUGGAGUAAGGACGCGACCACCAAUGUUCAGGAUGGACUGUGAUGAAAUGUGUGCCUUCGGAGAUGUAAGUGUGGGCGAGUCUACAGGCUUGGGCGAGUCCGAAACAUUGGGCGAAUCCCGAAGCCUGGUAGAGUCCGUAAGGUUGGACGAGUCCAGGAGCUUUGGUGAGUCCAGAGUCUUGGGCGAGUCCAGAGACUUACACGAGUCCCAAAACCUGGGCGAGUCCAGUGGCUUGGGCGAGUCCAGUGGCUUGGGCGAGUCCAGGGGAUUGGGCGAGUCCAGGGGAUUGGGCGAGUCCAGAGGCUUGAGCGAGUCCAGAGGCUUGGGCGAGUCCAGAGGCUUGGGCGAGUCCAGAGGCUUGGGCGAGUCCAGAGGCUUGGGCGAGUCCAGAGGCUUGGGCGAGUCCAGAGGCUUGGGCGAGUCCAGAGGCUUGGGCGAGUCCAGAGGCUUGGGCGAGUCCAGAGGCUUGGGCGAGUCCAGAGGCUUGGGCGAGUCCAGAGGCUUGGGCGAGUCCAGAGGCUUGGGCGAGUCCAGAGGCUUGGGCGAGUCCAGAGGCUUGGGCGAGUCCAGAGGCUUGGGCGAGUCCAGAGGCUUGGGCGAGUCCAGAGGCUUGGGCGAGUCCAGUGGCUUGGGCGAGUCCAGUGGCUUGGGCGAGUCCAGUGGCUUGGGCGAGUCCAGAAGCCUGGGUGAGUCAAGAGGCUUGCACGAGCCCAGAGGCUUGCUUGAACCCAGAGAUUUGCUCAAGUCCAGAGACUUGCGCGAGCCCAGAGGUUUGCGCGAGUCCAGAGGCUUGGGCGAGUCCGGAGACUUUGGUGAAUCUAGAGAUCUGGGUGAAUCUAGAGACCUGCGCGAGUCCAAUGGCGUGGACGAGUCCAGAUGCUCUGAGAGAGGCACUGGAGUGUUGAGACGAGUGAACGCACGGAGCUGUGCAGCCAUGGGAGGCGACGCGAGUGUGUCCAAGGUCGCGGGUGUGGGCAAAGGAAUGAGUGUGAGACGUCUGGUCAUCGUGAUCUUCACGCUCCUGGCAACCUUCUGCCGUCUUGCCGUAGGAAAACGAGACAGCGAGAUCUCUUCGGCCAACUUCCGGGCUCGGGAGAAGCAAAUCAUCGACGAAAUUAUCGGCCCGGCCAACUACGACAAGCGAAUUCGACCGGCCGGGGCCAACGAUACCGGCCCAGCCAUCGUCCACAUCAACAUCAUGAUCCGCAACGUGCAGACCAUCUCCGACGUCAAAAUGGAAUACAGCAUCCAGAUCACCUUCCGCGAGCAGUGGAAGGACCAUCGCCUAACCUUUGACAAUAUCGGAGGUCGGAUCCAGUACCUGACGUUGACUGACACAGACAUGGUGUGGAUGCCGGACUUGUUCUUCAAGAACGAGAAGGAAGGUCACUUUCACAAGAUCAUCCUUCCCAAUCUUUACAUCCGUAUCUACCCAGACGGCGGCGUCCUCUACAGUAUCAGAAUCUCGCUGACGUUGUCCUGUCCGAUGGACCUGAAGCUCUUCCCACUAGACCGUCAGCAGUGCCAGCUCCUCAUGGCCUCCUACGGAUGGACGACGGAGGACUUGGUGUUCCUGUGGAAGGACGUGGAGCCGGUGCAGGUGACCAAGAACCUCCAUCUGCCCCGCUUCACCCUCGAGAAGUUCAUCACUGAUUAUUGCAACAGCAAGACUAAUACUGGUGAAUACAGUUGCCUUCGCGUAGACCUGGUCUUCAAGAGAGAGUUCUCGUACUACCUCAUCCAGUACUACAUCCCCUGCUGUAUGUUGGUGAUCGUGUCAUGGGUGUCGUUCUGGCUCGACCAGAACGCUGUCCCUGCACGGGUGUCCCUGGGGGUAACCACGCUCCUGACGAUGUCCACGCAGACCUCCAGUAUAAACAAUACGCUGCCGCCCGUAUCCUACACCAAGGCCAUUGACGUGUGGACCGGCGUGUGUCUCACCUUUGUCUUCGGGGCGUUACUGGAGUUCGCGCUCGUCAACUACGCCUCGCGGUCCGAUAAACACCGCGAGAAGCUGAAGGAAAAGCUGAAAGAACAGAAGAAACAGUGGGAGGCUGAACACGCGGCGGCCCUGGAAGCCGCUAUGCAGGAUCAGACGGAAGACGGUCACACCUUCGCUAUGAAGCCUCUGGUGUCGCGUCACAACGGAGGAAUGAGCGGCGAUAAGGGUCGUCCAUGUGAGAUCCACCUGCAGGCGCCACGGAAGAACUGUUGCAGGACGUGGCUCUCCAAGUUCCCCACCCGCAGCAAGCGCAUCGACGUCAUUUCGCGCAUCACCUUCCCCCUUGUCUUCGCCUUCUUCAACAUGGCCUACUGGAGCACCUACCUCUUCACGGAGGAGGAAGAAGAGGAUUCCCCAAAGUAAAUCCGGAGGUAGUGCUUCACUUCCGGAACUCCAAGAAUGUCUGGUAUGUUUGUGGCUUCCAAAAUUGUUAUUUAAAUGAACGAAGCGACAAUGACUUGGACGAUGGACUACUCAAACUAAAGAGGCCAGAUAUCCUACAAGAUUAUAUAUAUAUAUAUAU
Procambarus clarkii (red swamp crayfish) is the source of this 3890-nucleotide messenger RNA. The record is from RefSeq and is a predicted model, not a curated record. NCBI's taxonomy places the organism in Eukaryota, Metazoa, Arthropoda, Malacostraca, Decapoda, Cambaridae.